Molecule: messenger RNA, 579 nt
Organism: Puccinia graminis f. sp. tritici CRL 75-36-700-3
Lineage: Eukaryota; Fungi; Basidiomycota; Pucciniomycetes; Pucciniales; Pucciniaceae
Exons: 3
Coding region: 376-579 (67 amino acids)
Source: RefSeq, a predicted model, not a curated record
CAGAGAGAGAAAUAGCCAGCCUCUCAAAUCUCGUCAAAGCUAUACGUUUUGGAUUUCGAGUUGGGGGUUAGAUGGCAUACAAGUGAAACUUAGUGCAGGCAUGGUGGUCCAAGCGUGACAAUACAUAAAGUAACUUCUUGGUCUUCAUCGGUACCAAGUUUGGGAUGGUUACAUAUCAUGCAUUCGGUCGAGUAUUGGCAUGUCGAUACACGCGCGUUGGGUUGAACUUGUGACUUGGAUGCUUGGGAACUGAGAGGAAUUUUCAUGAAGAUGACUUUUGGGCGUGGUGAGCAGUCGCAACCGGGAACUGGAACCUCGGAAUCAGUCCUGCAAGGCUGAUUGCAAGUCGUGGUGUAGGGUCAAGAGAGGCAGAGGAUGGCCGAGAUGUCUGAGCUCGUCCUUUCGCCUCACCUCAAGAGAGCAAGAGAGUCAUGUCUGAUGGACGAGUGCUGCAACCGGCAGCCGUUGUUGUUGCUGCUGUUAGUGACCACGACGACAAUAAUUAUCUGGCAACAACCGGCCUCGAUCUCAAAGAAUUCCAACGACCGAGCUUCAAAUCUCACACCACUAGAGGAGUGA